This is a messenger RNA of Colletotrichum chrysophilum, 336 nucleotides long. RefSeq lists its product as uncharacterized. The coding region runs from base 1 to 336 and encodes 111 amino acids. NCBI's taxonomy places the organism in Eukaryota, Fungi, Ascomycota, Sordariomycetes, Glomerellales, Glomerellaceae. The record is from RefSeq and is a predicted model, not a curated record. The transcript has 2 exons.
AUGGAGGUGCAGCGAGAGACUGAGGCUCUGCAGCGAGUUGUGGCAAAGACAUCCGACAACAUGGUCGACAUCUUCGAGAUUGCCCCGCAGGAUCACGCACAUCGACCUGCACCGACUACGUUUGCGUAUGCAGGGCAGGAAGCCCGCAUCGUACGGUACCAGCACUUGUUGUCCAAACUGGAUUCCAAGGAUGAGACCCCAACAGGUGUCCAAGUGGAUUGGCUUCCCCAGGAAGACGACACCAUCGAGAUGCAACGCGGCGUUCCGACCGUCAAGACAGAGUUGGACAAGCCCCUGGUUGGCACAUUUGCAGAUGCAGCGGCGGCCAUGGCAUGA